AUGCCUGUCACUCCAACAACAACGAAUCCUUCGUCGACAUCGACUAGUAGCAGAGUUAGUACUACGAAAGGAACAAAAAGAAAGAAAAAGGGAUCUUCAACAAAAGGAUACCAAAAUCAUCAUCACAAUCACCAUCAUAAUCAUCAUAAUGACGACACCACCAGCAGAAGUGCGUCCAAAAAUACACGACAAAUGCAACAGCACGAUCCAAAACCAUCAACAAAAACGACGAUUACUACUACGCCCAAAGCAUCGAGCCCUUCUUCAAUGUCGUUACCACCAGCAACACAUAAUGCAGCUGUUAUUGCAGCUGCUGCCAUUGCCGCCAAUCCAAGCUCUUCUUUAUCCCCAUCGUCACCAUCACCCGUAGCAGCAAAAACCCUGGACUCCACUGCCGCGGUAGCAGCCGAUACUGCUCAUUCUUCACCCAGUAUAGUUGUUGCGAGUGCUAACAGCAGCAAGAUCAAAGAUUCACUCAUGGGAUCGAUGCUCGGCGUGCUGGGAGGCAUCAGUGUUUUAAUUAUUGUAAUCAUUAUAUUUACCAACAACAGGCGAAGGAAACGGAGAGCUAGACCGUCGCAAGAGCAAGAUCAAGGCAAGCGCGGAUGGGGCAUACGGCAUAGCUGGUACAGCACUACAGAUACUGUCUCAUCUCGUUGCCCGUCAACACUCCCGCCUCCAUAUGACGAGGAUAUGAUGAAGAAGCAGGACUUUUUGGAACCUCCGUCACCUACCAUCACUAAGUCCAUUCAAUACACCCCGCAACUUGCCUAUAGUCCAAGUUUUAGUGUGGACCCGAGUCAUCUUAUAGCAGCAACAAACCAGUCUCUACCACCACCACCACCUCCCUUUCCUCCUGCAGCAACACCUGCGAUGCCGGCAUUUAAUGCUCACCAUCACCAACAGCUACAGCAACAACAAUCAUCUCCGCCGCUAGUGCCGCGUCCCUCUAGGUCCACAAUACGGACUUAUCAAGCACAGCUUGAUAAUAGUAAUAUCAAGACAUCACCCAGUCAGCCAAACUUCACUACACCUAAAUGA
Messenger RNA from Zychaea mexicana, 1041 nucleotides. RefSeq lists its product as uncharacterized. The record is from RefSeq and is a predicted model, not a curated record. NCBI's taxonomy places the organism in Eukaryota, Fungi, Mucoromycota, Mucoromycetes, Mucorales, Lichtheimiaceae. The transcript has a single exon. Bases 1 to 1041 code for a protein of 346 amino acids.